Messenger RNA from Molossus molossus (Pallas's mastiff bat), 1944 nucleotides. RefSeq names its product zinc finger DHHC-type palmitoyltransferase 14 (gene ZDHHC14). Lineage: Eukaryota; Metazoa; Chordata; Mammalia; Chiroptera; Molossidae. The record is from RefSeq and is a predicted model, not a curated record. Gene Ontology annotation, molecular function: protein-cysteine S-palmitoyltransferase activity. The transcript has 9 exons. Gene Ontology annotation, biological process: peptidyl-L-cysteine S-palmitoylation; protein targeting to membrane. Bases 10 to 1218 code for a protein of 402 amino acids. Gene Ontology annotation, cellular component: endoplasmic reticulum; Golgi apparatus.
CUGACCGACAUGGGGGCAGGAGUGGCAGAAAGGACAUCAAGGAGGAGGCUGUUGCCAUCGGCCAGAAGAAACCUGGCGGGGACCACGACACGGAGCUUCCUCGGGAGACGGCUGGUGGCUGGUUUCUUUUUCUUUCCUUUGGGAAGUUUUGGCACGCUAGUGAGAAUUACGGUGUCUCGACUCCUGACACCGCCUUGUUUUGUGAGGUUACGACAGAAAGAGCCUGCUGUCCGGACUCAGGUGCGGCUCCGCCUACACCGUCGUCUGUGUUUAGCCCCUAUCCGUCCUGUUAUUGGUUCUAAGAGCUGCCCAUUUCUAGCAGUGCAAAUCACCCCUGCCAUUCCCGUGGUUGGUGGCAUCCUGUUCUUCUUUGUGAUGGGGACGCUGCUUCGGACCAGCUUCAGCGACCCUGGAGUCCUUCCGCGAGCCACACCCGAUGAAGCCGCCGACCUGGAAAGGCAAAUAGAUAUCGCCAACGGAGCCAGUUCAGGGGGGUACCGCCCACCUCCCAGAACCAAAGAAAUCAUCAUCAAUGGGCAGACUGUGAAACUGAAAUAUUGUUUCACCUGCAAGAUUUUCCGGCCCCCUCGUGCCUCUCACUGUAGCCUGUGCGAUAACUGCGUAGAACGGUUUGAUCACCACUGUCCCUGGAUUAAAGGAUCUUGGUCAAAUAAAAGAGGUAAAGAGAAUUACAACCCCUACAGCUACGGAAAUAUCUUCACAAAUUGCUGUGUGGCCCUGUGUGGGCCCAUCUCUCCAAGCCUCAUUGACAGAAGAGGGUACAUCCAGCCUGACACACCUGAGCCGGCCGCGCCCUCCAACGGGCUGGCGGCGUACGGGGCCACAGCGUCACAGAGCGACAUGGCCGCGGCCACACCCCUGCUGCAGAGCGAGCCCAGCCUCACCAGCGAUGAGCUGCACCUGCCGGGGAAGUCGGGCCUGGGCACACCCUGUGCCAGCCUGACGCUCGGGCAGCCCACCCCGCCCUCCUCCAUGCCCAACCUCACCGCCGAGGCAGGGCUCACAGACGUCCUACCUCUGAAAGAGGAGCACAUGGGCCACCAGUUCCUGACCCCGGAGGAGGCUCCCUCGCCGCCCCGGCUGCUGGCCGGCAGCCCCCUGGCCCACAGCCGCACCUCGCACGCCCUGGGCCUGGCCAGCCAGGACUCUCUGCACGAAGACUCGGUGCGCGGCCUGGUGAAGCUCAGCUCCGUGUGAGCGCGGGGCCCAGCGGGGACGGGGGCUGCUCCCACAGCCACGUUCUCGUGACCCGGAGCCACGGUGGCGAAGACAACUUCAGGUCCUGGGCACAAGGACCACUUGCAGAGUAAACGGACCCCCUCUAACGACAGAGGCAGCAGGACCCAGAUGCUUACAGCUUGGUUUCAUUGGAUUUUGCUUCGAUUACAGCGAAAACAGAGACAGAGCUAUUUCCAGGCAUUUGGAAUGUGAAGGGUGGGCCUGGGGCUGGGGGGCCUGGGAGCUGUGACCAGAGGCUCCGGGGAAAGGGCAUGCCUGGAGGUCACACGGUCUGCUUGCUGCCCCUGUGCCUGACACGCGGAAGGUUUAGGGGACUCGUGGCCAGACUGAAAUUGCACUUACGUGUUAAGCUACUAAUAUUUGAACUAGACAUGCCAUUCCAUUUGUUUAAUUAAAAAAUCCCGGAAGGAAACAACGACCAGAUGUGGAUUUGCAUGCCUCGCGGGUCUGUUUACGUGGUGUUGGUCUGCAAAGGGAGGUGCUGUGAAUUUCCAAGUGCUGUUGACGGGAAGACGGUGCAAGAGACCCAGACAAAUGCACAAUGCCGUCACUCGCCAGUCUCUUCAGCGUAAUGACAGCCGGGAAGGUGGCACCCGGGCUGCGGAGGGCUGCUGGGGUUUUAUCAAAUCAGGAAUCCGUGAACUGUCUGUUCGGUAGUUAACCGAGGUAUUGUGUGCACCACAC